AGGCUGUGUACUCUAUGGUUGUCCGCCCUCUGCGCUUCCUCUCUAGCCGCUCGCGCUCUAUGCUCCGCGGUCGCGGGCUGCCCGGCCGGGAGGGGUGCGCAGAGGGAGGCGGGGCGGGAAGGCAGAGGUGUCUCCUCCACCAGAGCGGCGGGAGACCUGAGCAAGAACCUCUGUGACAGCUCGUCGGCCGCCAUGUCAUCGAGUGGGGCUGGAAACAGCCCCGGCGCCCAGCGGUAGCUCUCCUUCGACUCCAGUUGCCAGACAUGGAAGGACUUUAAAGAAACUUAAAUGGUUCAACAAAAGAUGCUCUAAUGGAUGACAGUGAAACUCCUACAUGUAAUCUGCAGAUAGAACCACAAGAUGGAUGUCAUCCUGGUGACAACGUGGAAAGUACAGUAACACACUUGCCUUCUGCAUCAGACGAAAAUGAAAAUCAACUUGACGCAGACGGGCAUGCGCGUCUGAGCAGCAGUGACAGUGCAAUGGGCAAACCCGGAGUGUCUGAGCAGGACAGUCUAAACAAUAACGAACGCUGCACGCCGCGCUGUGAGGUGGCUGCAAGUGAGAACUUGGAAAACGCUCCUUGUGAAGGCCCCAAAGAUGGGCAGGACUUCUUGGGGAAGGACAAAAGAAUACCCGGAAAAAGAAGUUCAAGGAGCAGAAGAGGCACUGCCGAGAAGAUACCACGAGGGCUUUCUUCAGGAGAUUCUAAAUCUUUAAUGCAAGAAAACGUACUGAGUGCAGCCACACGUGCUGUUGGUGAUGAGGAGUCUGCUGAAGUGAAUGCUAAUGAUCAGCCGGAAGCCCCAGCGCUAGCUCUGCAGUCUCUGUUCUCGCUCAUACGAGGUGAAGUUGAGCAGCUGGACUCAAGAGCCCUUCCGCUUUGCCUUCAUCAGAUAGCAGAGUCCUAUUUCCAGGAGGAGGACUAUGAGAAAGCAAUGAAAUUCAUUCAGCUUGAACGACUGUAUCACGAGCAAUUGCUCGCAAACCUUUCUGCCAUUCAAGAACAAUGGGAAACAAAAUGGAAAACUGUACAACCACAUACAGUCACAUCUCUAAGGAAUUCAGAAAAGGGAUUUAAUGGUGAAGAUUUUGAACGGCUUACUAAAUUUUGCACAACGCAUCAAGAUCCUCUUUUAUCCAAACAUAAGAUAGCAGCCGUAGAAAAGUCCCUGGGAAGGAAAUGCUUUACGCAGUUAACAGCGUCUGAAGAUUCAAAGGAAAGUGGAGCUCCACCCACAAAGCCGGAGAGUGAAACUUGUCUUGGCACAGAACCAAGUAAAGAAAGCCUACAUAGAGAAGAGACCUCAGAGAGCAGCCCCUGCUGUAACCACAUGGCCAGGCCAGCAGAUCCCCAGAGCCUGCUGACAACUGCAGGGAGGGACCACACGGCGGAGCCACUCUGCAGCGCUGCUGACACACGGGAGCUCCACGCCCAGCCCUCAGAGACAGCCGGGAGCAGGUCUGGGCCACACUCUGCCGAGAAAGCUUGCAAGGAUGACAGCCGCCUGCAGCUGGCUCACACAGAAGUCUGCCAAGAUGUGGCCGAAAUAGAGGGCACUGCUGAAGACCCUAAGGGGUUCCUUUCCAGUGGGUCAAUGAUAGAGCCAUUGAUUUUACCAGGCUCUGAGCGUGUACCUCCUGCCCUGAUUUCUGAGGGUGAAUAUUCACAGACUCAACAAAAAGAACUCCAGUUGCCACUUCAGGAUGCUUCUGAGGCGUUGUCCACAGACCAACUUGAGAACAAUGAAUUAAAUGAGCUGCUGCAACCUGAUCUCACAGGCAGUGAUGGAAAAUCACCGCCAGGGCCGGCUGACUCAGAGGGCUCCCAGAGUGUACUUUGUGAAAAUAAGAAAGUAUCUGACUUAAGUACAGUGCUUUCCGAGGCGUCUAUGGCCCCAGAGGAAAAGGGAAGUAAGGAGGAACAAGUCAAUAAAGAAACAGAAGACUAUUUGACCAGCCUUUUGGAAGGAUGCUUAAAAGAUACUGAAGAUUCCCUUUCAUACGAAGAGGAAGACUCCGAUCUCCUUCAAGACCUUUCUCCUGACGAAGCAUCCUACAGUCUACAGGAGAACCUGCCUUCCGAUGAUAGCUGUCUUUCUCUCGAUGAUCUUGCAAAAAGGAUAGAGAUUGCAGAGGUUGUUCCUGCCGAAGGGUUGGUCUCCAUAUUGAAGAAGAGGACUAAUACUGUAGGAGAGUAUCCUGCCCAGAUGCCACAGAAACCAUCUAAGCGAAGAGUGAGAUUCCAAGAAAUAGACGAUAGCUUAGAUCCAGAUGAAAUUGGAGGUGGUUCCUGUAUCUUACUGGUCUUGCUGUGCAUAGCAACGGUUUUCCUUAGCGUUGGAGGAACUGCAUUAUACUGCACUUUUGGUGACAUGGAGUCACCUGUUUGUAUGGACUUCACAGACAACAUGGACUUCUAUUACUCUAAGUUACUGCAGGGAAUGGCAGAACUUAAACACUGGAUCUACCUCUCCUAGCAGCAUUUAGAGGGACAGGCAUGCUGGCAGUGAGAAUCAAAGAGUGAAACUUUCUAAACAGUUUUUAUUUUAGGAGUUAUAUAACGUGUGUCCCCCACACCCAGAGAGGAGCCAUGGACAUCAGAAACAACGACUUUAAGUGGCAGUCCAGAGGACUCUUAGAAUAAUCCAUGUAAUAAGGCAAAGGUCGAUCUGAGCACUGUGGAUGGAAGGAGUGAUCUUUGGAGAGCAUGCUGUCCUCUUCACUGCCACCUAGUGUAAUGAGCUACCCUGAGCAGAGGCAAACAGUGCAGUGUUCGAGCCACACCAUUUUUAGCUUUCUCGUCAAGCUAAUGGUCAAAGGACACUUUGGGUUUACAUUCGUUGGUCAAAGACGUUGCUUCCAGCCAUCACUGCAAUAAGUUUGUGUAUAAUCAAAAGGAGUUACCUGUGGUUUAAAUGUCUUUUUUUAGUUAACCUUGGGAGCUAUGUAAUUUAGGGUUUUGCGCAUUCUUUCCAGAUUCUGUUCUCCAUUUGUAAAAUGGUUAUGUGUGUGUGUGUGUGUGUGUUUGCAUGUGUAUUCAGCUAAUCAUAAGCAAAUAUUCAAACAGAAUAACAAAAAUUAUCUUUAUUCUUUUAACUUGACUAUAGAUGUGCAGGCACAAAUCUUCAAAGAAGGCUUAACUAUGGGACAGAUGAAUUAUAGAAAUCUUGGCCCUAAAAUGAGACGCUGUGACAGAUCUGUGACAGUUAACUUGAUUAACUAGCCAGAAAUUAAUCACAGUCUAGAAGUAAAAUGAAAGAGCUCCCUCUGAGUCUCAGGCAACCAGUUUCAUCAUGGAUUCAGUGCUUCCCGAAGUCUGAUGAACACCAGACUCAACUCAAUUCAGCAAAUGCUUGUUGAACACCUAUUAUGUGCUGAGAAUCUAAGAACCAGAAUACAAAGAUAAAUAGGAUAUUGGUUUCUGCUCUAGAUGUGUUAAUUCUGGUCUUAUGAGAAAAAAAAUAAAUAAUUCUUUGGCAAAUGAAAUUAAAUCACCAUAUGUAAUUCAGUAUUAACAGAUCAUACAUUCAGAUGUUUGAAUGUGCAUCCAUAUCAUGGGCUUGAUCUAGACCUAUUAUGGGGUCAUUAAGCGAAAAUUCAAUCAUGUCUUAAAUAGGCAAAUGUCUGAUUUUUGUUUAAAUCUGUCAGGUGGAAUUUCUUUUUCUGAGGUCUAACAUUUAGAAAACCUUGCUUUCACUUUUUCUAUCAUAGGCAGCAUUUUUAAAAAACACACGAGUUAUAGUUUUUUAGCAAGUGAUCAUUAUUUCACGUUUUUCUGUUAGGGUAAUUUGAAAGAAAAAGGGAGAAAUUACUUUCUAGUUGUUACUGGCUGGUACAGUACCUCCCUUUGUGUUUCUGCUUAUUUAUUUAGAUAUGUGAAUUUUAAAGGGCUUUUGUAUAAGUCGAAAGUGUGUUGUUGUGCAUGCAUUUGGUUAUCCCAAUGUAGAUAUUUAAUUACAAUGUACUUAGCAUUUUUGAUUUUUCUAUAAUUUCAAUUCAUUGUGUUUUUAGGUUUGUUUAUUUUUAAAUUGGUGUUUUAUUUUCACUUAUAAUACUGUUUGACUUGUCUCUGUCAUAUCACCAUAAACUGUAAUAUUUUCAAGGAUUAUAGAUCAAAGAUAUUUAUUUAGAAGUGUAUAAGAUACUAAAAUUUAGAUUCCUUAUACAUAAGGCUGAUUUUAUUAGAAGAUUAUUUUAAUGUUCUAUUAUAAAUUUUAAGAAUUUGUAUUCAAAUUGUAUGUAAAACGUUGACGGUACUGUCUCACGUGGUUCUAUGAAAACAUCCGCAGUGUCUGCCGUGAGGGGUAUCCCCAUCACAGACAGACUCUUCUGUUUUACCCUCUUAAUUUCUAGUUAUGGGAAUUUGGUGAUGCUGAUUUCUGCCAGUUUUAUGUCAAGAUAAGUCAAAACUUCCCUCCUGUUCUCCUCUUUUACGUCACUAUCGAAGUCCUAAAUCUGUAGCUUCAUAUUUUCCUAAAGGCCUCCAGCUCUAGUACUUAUGAAACUAGAGAUUUCCUGGGAACUUUCACACUGAGAUGAAAAGGAUGAGAUAGUACCUUGGUCCUCACGGGCCCAUUUGAGUCUCAGAAGAACCGUGUGUGUCCCCACCACUUCCCGGGGAAGGUGAGGUAACCUCAGGAGCAUAUUGACGUCUUGACUUAAAAUAGGCAUGAAAAUCUCAAGUAGCAAAUUUAAGGCAACUUUAAAAAAUAUUAUAGUCAUUUAUUGCAUGAAUUGGGUGGAGUAAUUCCAUCUGGUGAUGAAAGAAUUGUUAUCACACAUAAAAAUUCAUCCAGUUUUACUAUACUGUAAUUUUUUCUGUCAUUUGAAAAUACUGACAAUUAUUUGUAACUAAUCUUCCUUAAGAACUGUAUUUGAGGGUAACAGAUCAAGCUUGUAAUUUAAAAAUCUACACCAACAAAA
Molecule: messenger RNA, 4926 nt
Organism: Pteropus alecto (black flying fox)
Lineage: Eukaryota; Metazoa; Chordata; Mammalia; Chiroptera; Pteropodidae
Gene: CNST
Product: consortin, connexin sorting protein
Exons: 11
Coding region: 312-2480 (722 amino acids)
Biological process (GO): positive regulation of Golgi to plasma membrane protein transport
Cellular component (GO): trans-Golgi network; transport vesicle; plasma membrane
Molecular function (GO): connexin binding
Source: RefSeq, a predicted model, not a curated record